Messenger RNA from Oikopleura dioica, 738 nucleotides. The record is from the annotation of a GenBank genome assembly. Lineage: Eukaryota; Metazoa; Chordata; Appendicularia; Copelata; Oikopleuridae.
AUGGGAAAACCGCGAAAACGACGCCAUCCUUUUAUUACAGAAUUUUCAAUGUGGAUCCGGAAGAAAAUGAACCGAAAAUUCAAAGAGCACUUCAAGUGGAGAAUAAAGGAAGCAAAAGUAAUCAAGAGAAAACUGUGCAAAUUGAUCGAUGAUGGCAACACAUUCGACGAGCUGCAAAACAUCUGUAAGAGAGAAUGCUGGAAGCCGCUGAAUUACAGAACUUACUCAAGAUGGAGACGGGACAUUUUCGUGAAGACAUUUGGAAUCGACGAAACAGAGAGCAUCACUGUAAAAAUGACGGGAAUGGACAUUUCGGAAACUCAAAAAAUUUGUUUUGAAAAACCGGCGAUGGUUGCCGAAUCACUUCCGAAGAAAAGAUACGACGACUACAGCAGCAGUUCCAGCAGCGAUUCCUCUAUUCCUAUGCUCGAAGGCGAGGAAAGUGAUGCUUCCUCAAUCGUAGACGAAGAAAUCGAAACUCCAGGAGCACGAAAGCUCGGAAGCCUUCAAAGAAAUAAAUUCCAAGAAAAAGGAAACUUUACAAUGCCUGACCUUUCGAUGGACGAUGAUGAUGUCAUGAUUUCACGCUUUGGAGCAGACGACCCUUUCGAUUACUCUGAGAAACUACAGGAAGAUAUCGAAGCUCAGAAGCUGAUUGACGAAGCCGAGAUGAAAAAAGCAAAAGAGAAGAGAAAAGUCAACCUUCCGAAACCAAAGUCAGACAUACGAUUUCUUUGA